UCAUAGCUACCAACAUUAAAGCUAGGAUGACAUAUGAAUAACCUCAAAUUUUGAUCCAAAACACUUUAUUCUGUGAUAUUUAAUUUAUGAUAAUUAUUUAACAAUGACUAUUUUGAACGCGCUAAAAGUAGCAAAUGCCUUUAGGAAUGUUAAUAAGUCAGGCAUAACACAAAUUGAGAAAUACUCAUCAUAUGUCAAAUAUGCAGAACACAAGGCUCUGGAAAGGAUUAGGAACAUUGGUAUCUCAGCCCACAUUGACUCCGGCAAAACUACACUCACAGAGCGAAUAUUGUUCUACACCGGCAGAAUAGAUGCUAUGCAUGAGGUAAAAGGCAAAGACAAUGUAGGCGCCGUCAUGGACUCCAUGGAACUUGAGCGACAAAGAGGCAUCACUAUCCAAUCAGCAGCCACAUACACAAUCUGGAAGGACCACAAUAUCAACAUUAUUGACACACCGGGCCAUGUAGACUUUACCGUUGAGGUGGAGAGAGCGUUGAGAGUGUUGGACGGGGCGAUAUUGGUGUUGUGCGCUGUUGGUGGUGUCCAGAGUCAAACAUUGACGGUUAAUAGGCAGAUGAAGAGAUACAAUGUACCAUGCUUGGCGUUUAUUAAUAAACUGGAUAGAUUAGGGGCUAAUCCAGAAAGGGUACUAAAACAAAUGAGGUCCAAACUAAACCACAACGCAGCAUUCCUCCACCUACCGAUCGGCCUCGAGAAAGAGUGCCAAGGGAUUCUAGAUCUUAUUGAAGAGAAAGCUAUAUACUUUGACGGUGAUUAUGGCGAGAAGGUGCGAUUGGAUGAGGUUCCACAGGAUAGGAGGGCUGAAGUGCAGGAGAGGAGGCAUGAGUUGAUUGAGCAUUUGUCUAAUGUUGAUGAAAGUUUAGGUGAACUGUUUCUCGAAGAAAAGGCCCCAACCGUCUCCGACAUCAAAGGCGCCGUACGCCGCUCGGCGCUCAAACGUACCUUCACCCCCGUACUGCUCGGCACAGCUCUCAAAAAUAAAGGAGUCCAACCUCUAUUAGACGCUGUAUUGGAAUACCUUCCCCAUCCAGGGGAAGUAGAGAACACAGCCACGCUAAACGAGAAGAAAGGCCAGGAAGGGGAGACGAUAGUGUUAGACCCCGCAAGGAAUGGGGACAAACCGUUCGUGGGCUUGGCCUUCAAGCUGGAAGUGAGCAAGUUUGGGCAGCUGACGUAUUUGAGGUGUUACCAGGGGAUGUUGAAGAGGGGGGACAAUAUAUUCAAUGCGAGGACUGGGAAGAAGGUUAAAAUCUCUCGCUUAGUCCGCAUGCACUCGAGCAACAUGGAAGAAGUCAAUGAGGUAUUCGCCGGCGACAUAUUUGCACUUUUCGGUGUAGACUGCGCAUCGGGCGACACAUUCGUUAACGACGGACGACUGAAUCUCGCUAUGGAGUCUAUCGUCGUACCUGACCCUGUCGUGUCUAUGGCCAUCAAGCCGAAGAACAACAAGGAUAGAGAUAACUUCUCUAAAGCUGUCGCUAGGUUCACCAAAGAAGACCCGACAUUCCAGUUCCGUUACGACAGCGACAACAAGGAAACCAUCGUUUCGGGUAUGGGCGAGCUGCAUCUAGAGAUAUACGCGCAGAGAAUGGAGAGGGAAUACAACUGCCCCGUGGAGCUUGGGAAACCUAAGGUCGCCUUCAGAGAAACGAUGAUGUCUCCUUGCACAUUCGACUAUCUACACAAGAAGCAGUCGGGAGGCGCUGGUCAAUUCGCCCGUGUUUGUGGUGUAAUGGAGCCCUUACCACCCCAUCAGAAUACCAUGCUCGAGUUUGUGGACGAGACCGUAGGCACGAACAUACCCAAGCCGUUCGUGCCAGGCGUAGAGCGCGGCUUCAUCGACACGUGUCAAAAGGGUUACCUGUCUGGACACAAGAUAUCUGGCGUCAAGUUCCGACUCCAAGAUGGCGCCCAUCAUAUCGUGGAUUCUAGCGAGCUGGCGUUCUUCUUGGCUGCUAAAGGAGCCGUUAAAGAUGUAUUCGAAGAAGGUGCCUGGCAGAUCCUCGAGCCCAUCAUGUACGUGGAAGUGACCAUGCCCGAAGAGUUCCAUGGGACAGUCAUUGGCCAGCUGAACAAGCGAGGCGGCAUUAUUACUGGAAACGAGGGAGCGGAAGGCUGGACCACGGUGUAUGCUGAGGUCCCGCUGAAUAACAUGUUUGGAUACGCUGGAGAACUGAGAUCAAUGACACAAGGCAAGGGUGAGUUCAGCAUGGAAUACAGCCGCUACUCCCCCUGCCUCCCCGACGUACAGGAACAACUCAUCAGGAAAUACCAGGAGGAAAUGGGCAUAGUCCCCGAUAAAAAGAAAAACAAAAACUAACCGCCUUUAGAAUUAUUUACUAGGUCAUUUUUGUAAGCAAUAAAUGUUUAUUUAUUAAUCUA
Messenger RNA from Cydia fagiglandana, 2403 nucleotides. It is a transcript of the gene mEFG1, whose product is annotated as elongation factor G, mitochondrial. The record is from RefSeq and is a predicted model, not a curated record. Gene Ontology annotation, molecular function: translation elongation factor activity; GTP binding; GTPase activity. Gene Ontology annotation, cellular component: mitochondrion. Gene Ontology annotation, biological process: mitochondrial translational elongation. The transcript has 13 exons. Bases 104 to 2341 code for a protein of 745 amino acids. Lineage: Eukaryota; Metazoa; Arthropoda; Insecta; Lepidoptera; Tortricidae.